This is a messenger RNA of Danaus plexippus (monarch butterfly), 2562 nucleotides long. It is a transcript of the gene Eif2g, whose product is annotated as eukaryotic translation initiation factor 2 subunit 3-like. Gene Ontology annotation, molecular function: GTP binding; histone H3K9 methyltransferase activity; protein binding. NCBI's taxonomy places the organism in Eukaryota, Metazoa, Arthropoda, Insecta, Lepidoptera, Nymphalidae. The record is from RefSeq and is a predicted model, not a curated record. Gene Ontology annotation, biological process: formation of translation preinitiation complex; positive regulation of translational fidelity. The coding region runs from base 209 to 1981 and encodes 590 amino acids. The transcript is spliced from 3 exons. Gene Ontology annotation, cellular component: nucleus; eukaryotic translation initiation factor 2 complex; cytosol.
UUCUUACCUGUCGUCUGUCGUAGUACAGUUUGGUUGUCAAUGUGAUUUGUUAAAAUCUCUAUUCUCUUGUGGUUAAGGGUUGAGGCCACGCAAUAUAGCGUAACCUCUAUAUUAUUAUUUAAAACCCCUUUGGAAAACAAUACUAUAUUUUACGAAGAAGUAUUUGAAUGAAUCUUUUUGGACACUAUAAUUAUUAUUGAAUAUAAUAAUGACUUCGAACGAAGGAAGAGGACAAGCAAACUUGCAUCAGCAAGAUUUAUCUAAAUUAGACGUCACAAAACUUUCUGCUUUGUCUCCCGAAGUUAUAUCGAGACAGGCCACUAUCAACAUAGGUACUAUUGGUCAUGUAGCUCAUGGAAAGUCUACAGUGGUUAAAGCCAUUUCUGGAGUUCAGACUGUCCGAUUCAAGAAUGAAUUAGAAAGGAACAUUACUAUAAAAUUAGAGCGCCUGUCCGAUUCAGUUAUAAGAAUGUAUCGUGAACGAGCUGAUGAAAGGAAAGAAAGGAUAUUCUUUGAAAAAAUGAGAAAAAAUAAAAAAAGGUCAUUGCCACCCGAUCCAGAUGUGACUCCUGAAAAACCACCAAAAAAGAAACAAAAGAAAAAUAAACAAGAAAAUGAGGAAUUUAUUAUUGAAAGGAUAUGUGGGUUUAAGUUUCAAUCAGGAAAAGAAUUGUUUCAUAUAAAAUGGAAAGACUAUAAUGAGAGUGAAGCUACUUGGGAACCAGCGGAGAAUCUAAUUAAUUGCCCAGAAAUAUUACAUGAAUUUUUGAGUAAGGAAGAAUUGAAGCAUGCUGAUAAGAUUGAAAAACUAAAAGAAGAAAUAUCUUUUGGUAAUCUACUCGAAGAUGAAUACCUUAUUCAAAGGUUGGAUGAAGUAGAGGAUUCGGAACUUACUAAAUUAAAAAAUGAUCUCAUUGUCAAACUUCUUACCAUGAUCUGUCUGAAACAAAGUGAUGAACAUUAUGCUUCUCAACUGGUACAGGAUACAAGAAAAAUUUAUCAGUUAUAUGUCUUAACAAGGAAACGCUAUCAACAACUUAUGGCUCUGAAGAAUUGGGAAGAUUAUCUCAAUCAAGUGGAUAUAUGCAAGAAAUUAACCGUUGAAAAUGAUGUUGACUUAAUCGGUCCACCAGAAAAUUUUACAUAUAUCAAUCAUUCAAUUCCCGCCGCCGGUGUAACUAUUCCGGAUGAACCUCCCAUCGGCUGUGAAUGUGAAUCAUGUAAUUGUCGCUCAAAGUCGUGCUGUGGAAUGCAGGCUGGUUUAUUUCCUUACACAGUCAAAAGAAGACUUCGCGUAGCGCCCGGAACACCAGUCUACGAGUGUAAUAAAGCCUGCAAAUGCUCAUCAGAUUGUAACAAUCGCGUUGUACAAAGGGGACGUAAUACUAAACUAACCAUAUUUCGUACAUCCAACGGAUGCGGAUGGGGAGUCAGGACUGAACAGAAAAUCUACCAGGGACAAUUUUUAUGCCAAUAUGUUGGAGAAGUCAUUACUUUCGAAGAGGCAGAGAAACGUGGACGCGAAUAUGAUGCUAAUGGUUUAACUUAUCUUUUCGAUUUGGACUUUAACUCGGUUGAAAAUCCGUACGUGGUGGAUGCAUGUAACCUAGGAAAUGUAACUCACUUUAUAAAUCAUUCUUGUGAUCCUAAUCUGGGGGUGUGGGCUGUAUGGGCAGAUUGUCUCGAUCCAAAUUUGCCGAUGUUGGCUUUGUUUGCAACUCGUGAUAUUGAAGCGGGGGAGGAGAUUUGUUUUGAUUAUUUACAAAAAUCAUUAGAAAACGAGGAAGAAACGAAUACUUCUGUUGAAAAUGUUGAAGAAGGCGAUUCAAAUUUACCCGAUGCUGCAGAAGCUAGUACUGCUGUAUCUCCCGUGUCGCCCGUUAAAACGAGAUUUGAAAUCCAACAACAGAAUAGAGCAAUGCUAAGAAAUCUCACUGAGUGCAAAUGUGGUGCAGUUAAAUGUCGAAAAUAUUUAUUUUAAUGGAAAAACAUUCUUCACAAGCAACAGUUAAUGAUGACUUAAGACAUAUUGAAUGAAAACUAAUAGAAUUUUUUUUUUUUUUAUUAUUUGACUUAGUAUAACAUGUACAUUUUUAUGUCAAGCAAUGUUUUAUUUAAAUAGUUAUUUAAUAAUGAAUUAUGGUAUUGUUGAUUAAAAAAAUAAUGAGACAUCUUUUCAAAGUUUGAUCGUUACAUUAUAGCUCAAUUAAAAAUAAUUUAAGGCGAUAAUAAAAAAAUCUAUGAUCUGAAUGCCACCUGUUUGUAACUUCUUACGACUACAAUAUACAACACGGAAAAUGCUUUAAUAGUUAUAAUUAAAAAUUUUAAUACGAACAUAACUUACUUAGUGCCUUUAAAAUUCACCUUAUUAGAUUGUAAAAUCUAAAAGUGGUAUUUUUCUAAUGUUGAGCAUAAGAAAAAAAAAAUAUUUCCAAUAUAGCAUUAAGUUCUUUAAUACUAAGAUUAUUAUUUAGUAUUUAAAAUAAUUAUUACAUUUUUGUAAUGUCUUAGGGAUUGAUAUGUAUUUUUGAUAAUGAGUACAAUAAAAUAUUUACACUAAAA